This is a messenger RNA of Eleginops maclovinus (Patagonian blennie), 3226 nucleotides long. RefSeq names its product general transcription factor II-I repeat domain-containing protein 2-like. The transcript has 2 exons. The record is from RefSeq and is a predicted model, not a curated record. NCBI's taxonomy places the organism in Eukaryota, Metazoa, Chordata, Actinopteri, Perciformes, Eleginopidae. The coding region runs from base 250 to 1461 and encodes 403 amino acids.
UGGAGCUCCUUCAGAUCAAUGCCGCUUCUCUUGUCUCUAAGUGUACAUGGCUGCCCAAAUUGGGGCCCGCGACCGAUUAAAUUUGGCCCGUGCCUUCUCGCACUGUCCCACCAUAAACGAUCGGAAGCUCUCGUUGAAAAUUAUUUAUUGGCGCACUACCAAAUAAUGCCAUAGGAUGGCGCUGUUGAGCUCCAGUCAGCUCCUAGCUACCCGAUAACGCCCAAGACCAGUGAGUGAGAGGAUUCAAGGAUGGAGCGUAGUAGGCUGUGGCACACAGACAAACGAAAAUUAAAAAAAACUUGGGAACAGGACUAUUUUUUUACCGAGGUAGAUUCCAAUGCAGUGUGUCUGGUAUGUAAGCAGAGGGUCGCUGUUUCAAAGGAAUACAACAUUCGCCGUCACUAUCUAACUAAGCAUGCGGCUGAGUUCGCAAAGUACACUGGAGAACAUUGCAAGGUCAAGUUAGCAGACUUGCUAACAAAGCUAACCACCCAGCAGCGAACUCUACUUCAGCCGUCGACUGCACAAGAAAAUGCCACUCGGGCUAGUUAUCGCAUUAGCAAUGCAAUCGUGAGAAGUGGGAGAGCUUUUGCAGCGGGUGAUUUCGUCAAGGAGUGUUUGACAAUUGCUGCCCAAGAUGUGUGUCCAAAUCAGAUGCGUGUGUUUUCUCAAAUUAGCCUGUCACGGAACACUGUCACCCGCCGCGUUGAGGACAUGGCCGAAGACGUUCGAGGUCAGAUAGCCCAAAGAGCAAGUCACUUUUCUGCCUUCUCCAUUGCGUGCGAUGAAAGCACCGACAUGUCCGACUCAGCACAGUUGCUGGUGUUUUUGCGAGGCGUCAAUGAGGACUUUGAAGUGUGUCAAGAACUAGCGGGCCUUGAAACAUUGAAAGGGACAACAAAAGGUGUGGAUAUUUUUAUGGCAGUGGAGCGAGUUCUGGACAAGAACGGUUUGAACUGGGAAACCCUAUCUGGCAUCAUGACUGAUGGAGCCCCCGCCAUGGUCGGUAAGCGAGCAGGGCUAACUGCACUUGUGUCGGACAAGGUCUCCGAGUUUGGUGGCUCGAUUUUAAAGUACCAUUGUAUUUUGCAUCAGGAGCAACUGUGCGCUAAAAACAUGGGCUUGAAAAACGUCAUGCAGGAUGUCGUCGCCAUUGUCAACAAUAUUCGCUCAAAGGCCCUCUCACACCGUCAAUUCAAAGCUCUGCUUGAUGAGAUGGAUGCCCAGUAUGGUGAUGUAUUGUACCAUCAGGAGGUGCGGUGGUUGAGCCGUGGGAAAGUUUUGCGGGGUUUCUUUGAUCUGCGCGAGGAAAUAAGAGAGUUUCAAGCCAUGAAGACGAACAACAUCCAAGUGCCCACGGACAGUCACUGGCUUGCAGACCUGGCUUUUCUUGUGGACAUCACAGAGCUGCUGAAUAUCCUCCUCAAAAGGGAGAGACCAGAUGAUCACGCAGAUGUAUGACCAUGUCAAAGCCUUCAAGCAAAAGUUCCAGCUGCUUAGCAGACAUCUCUCAAAAGGAAAUUUGGCACAUUUCCCCAGCCUCAGAGAAGUUGGGUUGAUGGAGGAAGACACACCAAAAUACCUCAACAUUCUCAACAAUCUUGAGGUGGAGUUCGACCAUCGCUUUGAAGAUUUUCGUGGAAAUACAACAGCAUUUGAGCUGUUUGCUCAACCUUUUUCUGUGAAUGUGGAUGCAGUCAGUGAGGAGCUUCAAAUGGAACUUUUGGAACUUCAGUCUGAUUCAGACCUCCAUAGCAGGUUCAGAGAGCUUUCCUUACAAGAUUUUUACAGGUCUAUUCCCGCACACAGAUAUGGCAAGAUACGCAAACAUGCCCAGGUUAUGUUAUCCCUCUUUGGAAGUACUUAUGUCUGUGAGCAGGCUUUCAGCCUUAUGAAUCUUAACAAGUCCAAACUGAGGAAUGCUUUAUCUGACUCUCACCUACAUGACAUUCUCACUUUGUCAGUUAGUCAGCUUGAACCUGAUAUUGAGAGGCUUUUAAAAACCAAGAACAGGCUUCAUGUUUCCCACUGAUUGGACUACUACAGGCAGAAUAUGUAGGCCUGCCCUAGGCCCCCAUUGUGUCACCUGGGAGUAUGGUAGGCCCAAGGACUGGUAAUGUUCCACACCUGUCCACAAAUAUUUCAUAGUGCUUCAGUUAUUUUUUUAAUUUAAAGAAGCCAGAUCGAUGUUAUGAAAUGUUAUUGACCUAAAUGUGAAACACAGUAAACAGUGCAAUUCAUUUUUCAAAAUGACUUUGUGAUAUAGUGUUUAUUUUGCACACGUAUGCUUAACUUACACACGUAAUGUACUGCACUCAUAUAUUUACCGUACACUUAAUGUACUGCAAAAUGAUCAUUUUGGCCCUCGGCCCUCCCCUCACGUUCAAUUUUGGCCCUCUAUCGGGAAGUAUUUGGGCACCCCUGCUCUAAGAGAACCCUCUUCAGGUUUUACAACAAGGCGUUUGCAUGUGAUUACACUCUCAAGAACAAUACGUGGUGUUUCUUAUUGUUGCUUGGAUUAAAUAUUUAACAAUCAGUGCCUGUUUCAUACAGUGUGCCUAUAGAGCGCCACAGGGAUCACGUAUUUUUGUAGACCGACCUGGAAGUAAGCUGCGCAUGGGUUCCCUCGACAAAAAAGCAAAGCAAUUUCUCCAUAGGAUUUUGGAAUAUUGUAAAAAAUAAGAUCAGUGGAAAACAAACCUGUUUGAUAAAUGCAAAAAAAAAUUCAGCCGGUUAAUCUCCACAUGUCUACCCUACUUUUAUAAUAUUUGAAGCAUAAAUAUAAUCGCCAGAAGCGAAAUGCUAACGUUAUGCUAUAAACAAACUAAAUAUGAGUACAGCAGGGUCGCAGGACUUCAACGUCACGCCAACUUAAGAUCGUUCCAACUGACUUUCGUGUGCUUGCAUAUUUCAACUGCUGAUGUAUUUAAUGUCAUAGAAGAAAACGUGGUCCGUCUCUUAAACUUGUGUCAACCACAGACCUUAUUUCGAGCUAUUUUCCAAAAUCCUAUGGAGAAAUCCCAUUGACUCUGAGACGAAGCAACCGGGAUUUGUAAAAUGCUAACUCACUUCAGGGUUUUAGGACUCAUUCCUGCUCCACUGUAUUCUAGGAGGCUUCAAUUCUAAUGCAUUGAUUUCUUCAAACACAAGGAGCACUGCUGUCAAUCUACAAUCCUUUGAUUCUGACCAAUAAUAUUUUGAGCAUUAAAUGCAUUCACACAUUCAA